GCGGGUUUGACGUGCUGUUGCAAAUUUUAUCAAGGUCUGAACAGUACUGGUCUACAUAUGUAGACCACGUGACUAACGACGUUACUUUUUCUUGCGGCAAUAUUACUUGAUAUAUUAAAUAUUUGAAUUAAGUUCAGAUAAUAUUAUGUCUGAUUCCAAAAAAAGACGAUUGGAAAGCAGCAAAAAUCCUGAAGUAUGGGAAAGAUGGCUCUCCGAACUAUCAAGUAGUGAAGAAAGUGCUAUGGAUGAAGAAAACGAGACGGAGGUUGACGAAGAUACGGAUAUCUAUGUGAAUGCUGCUGAAGAGAGUGACCACGAGACCGAAUCGGAACUAGAAGGAUCAAGCGAUGAUGAAAUUCUUUCAGACGAUUCUGGUACAUCUCAUCCCCAAAAUUUCUAUUUAGGAAAAGACAAUGUCACUAAGUGGAAGAAAACCAGACCCAAUUUGCAAGUUCGUAUUCGUUCGCACAAUAUAAUCAAACUUUUACCGGGUACAAAAGGUAACGCGCGCAAUGUUGAAACAGAAAUUGAGUGCCUAAAUUUAUUUGUGAAUGAUUCGGUUAUAAGAAUAAUAACCGUUUCCACAAAUUUGUAUAUUCAAAAAGUACGGGUUAACUUUCAAGAAGAUAGAAUGAAUCAAGAUGCAAGAGAAACCGAUGACACCGAAAUUCGCGCUUUCAAUUCCCAAGGAAACGGGGUUGAAUCGUGCUACCUAGCGAUGAGCGAGAAACGGUUUCGAUUUCUGAUAAGAUGCCUGCGAUUUGAUGACAUAAAUAUAAUACAGCAGAGAAGAGCAAUUGAUAAACUGGCGCCUAUAAGAGAACUUUUUGAAGUAUUCCUGGUCAACUUUCAAAGUAAUUUUAUUGGUAGUGAGUUUCUUACUGUGGAUGAACAACUAUUAGCAUUUAGAGGAUGUUGCGCGUUUAAGCAAUACAUUCCUAGCAAGCCGACCAAGUUUGGCAUUAAAACUUUCGCGAUGGUGGAUGCAAAAACGUCUUACACUUUUAAUGUGGAAACUUAUGUGGGAACUUAGCCGGACGGACCAUACAAACUUAGCAAUAGUGCGGAAGAGAUAACUCUUCGAUUGGUAGAGCCAGUCGUAGGAACUAGCUUACAUAUUUGGGAACUGUGAGAAAAAAUAAACGCGAAGUUCCCAAAGAAUUCCUUCCCAGGAAGAAUCGUAAAGAAAAGUCAAGUAUUUUUGGUUUCCAAGAAAAUUGUACACUAGUGUCGUACUGCCCGCAAAAAAAACCGGUAAGUGACUGAUAUCAUCUAUGCACCAUGAUAAUGCAAUAGAUGAGCAAACAAAUGAUGAAAAAAAAACCAAUUAUGAUAACCGAUUAUAAUCACACAAAAAUUGGUGUAGAUCUUGUGGACCAAUUAUGUCAGAAAUAUAAUGUUGCAAGGAAUACGUGUCGUUGGCCAAUGGUAAUAUUUUACAAUUUACUAAAUAUCUCUAGUAUAAACGCUCUUUGUAUAUAUAAAGCAAAUAAUCCCCAAAAUAAUAUAAAACGGAGUGAUUUUCUUGAAAAAUGCGCUUGGGAGCUCAUUCGACCACAAAUUGAAGUUAGAUCAAAGAAUCCUCGACUACCCAGGGAAAUAAGGUAGCGAGCCCACAACCUUCCCAAGCAUUGCAUCACAACCCACUCAAUCACCAAGUAACUAUGUCCGACGUUGUCAUAUUUGCCCUCGCAAUAUGAACAAAUCAUCCCCCGAAAGCCGUUUACUAAAUGCGGCAGAUUUGCUUGCAAAAAUCAUGUGAGGGAAAGCUGAACGGAAUGUCUCAGCGAGGAAAUAUAAGCAGUUUUCAGAAACCACAACAUAUAAGUUUUGUACAGAACUUUUAUUUUUUUAUUUAAAGAAGUGAAUUUUACAUAUUUUUAU
Anastrepha ludens (Mexican fruit fly) is the source of this 1884-nucleotide messenger RNA. Its product is annotated as piggyBac transposable element-derived protein 4-like. The record is from RefSeq and is a predicted model, not a curated record. Bases 146 to 1033 code for a protein of 295 amino acids. NCBI's taxonomy places the organism in Eukaryota, Metazoa, Arthropoda, Insecta, Diptera, Tephritidae. The transcript is spliced from 2 exons.